GUACAUUGUAGAUCACGACGAUCCAUCAUUGGGUAAAACUUCUGUGGCACAAUGGAUAGUUAGAAUUUUAUUUUUAUUACUACAACUCGCACCCCUUCUAAGAUAUCUGGACACGUUCAUCUAUGGGUUAAGAAGCCUAAUUGCGAAAUCGUCCGGCUCCGAUAAUCUUCACAGCACAUUGUAUAGACGGAUGCUGGAUGAGGACUCAAAUGGUGCACUGUUAAGACUAUUUCAUUGUUUUCUGCACUCGGCUCCACAGGCCAUCAUUCAGCUAAUGUUUUUAAUUAAUUAUGCGACAAAUCCUUCUACAUUACAUGAUUUAGGUAUAGAUGUGGCAGUUUUACAAUCCUGGACAGUAUUAUCUUCGUUAUUGUCAAUUGCUUGGGCCCUAACGUCCUAUCAUCGUUCCGUGAGGUUCGCCAGGGACGACAAAGAAACCCUUUCAAGUAUCGCUGUACUUAUUGGAUUUUGUUGGCAUCUCAUGAGUGCAGUUGCAAGAAUCUUGGCGCUGAGUCUUCUUGCUUCCAUUUUUCCAACAUGGAUGGGAAUCAUCUGUGCGCUACAUUGGGGCGUCAUGUCUAUUUGGCUAGCUCUAAGUCAACAUCAAACCGCAGCUUGUAGCAACCGAUGUGAGGAACUGCUGUUUUCCGCCGCGUUGGGGCUUGCCUACGUUAUCGCGUUUAUAUCGCCACGAGAUGGCCCUACAAGAUACAUCUAUCUCGCUUAUUACUUGGUGUGUUUCAUGGAAAAUAUUGGCGCUUUAGUUGUAUGGUGUGUGGCAAACAAUUCGGAAGAUAACCCACUGUUGUAUUAUGGAGCGGCGGGCGCUCAAUUGACUGCGUUUCUUUUAGCUAUAUUGUUCCUAUUAAUUUAUUAUCGUUACUGUCAUCCAUCUACUUGUACAAAAAUUUUAGAAAUAACUGACAUCGGUAGCGUGGAUCACGAUAAGCCAGGAUAUAGCAAGACGUAUACUCAUGUGAGCCAAUCUCACAAUUUAUCAAGCUCUUGAUCCUGUGUGUUUGUGUAAGCCAGGGAAGUAUAUUUACAUUUUGCCGUUGGUAAUUAAACGUAACAGCUGAAUUGUACACAAGAAUUUGUAUUACUUUACUAUUGUUAGUCGAUCUCUUUGACGAAUUCUUAGUAAAAUACCAUUUAUAUUGGCAAGUAUGAGGUUGGAAACAGAAUUGUCAUCUUUUGAUAUAAAAUUUACAUUGAUAUCAAAUUUUAUAAAUUUCCUUCUAGUUAGCGACUCACAAAUUACAGCCUCUGUGCUGAUUCAACAGUAAAAUUUGCCAAUUUUUAAAUUGAUUACGAAAACGUAGUUAGGUGGCAGGCUACACACCUACGGGACCAAUUUUUUUAGGAUGUACGGUAGAGGAAAUAGGGCCUUGAACUUUUUAAAGCUUAAGUGGCCUUGAGUUAAGUUGUGAGUAAUAAACAUCGAUUCAUUGAAAUUUAAAAGGAAUAUACUAACUGUUAUAGAACUUUGUGCCUACUAAAUGUCCCUAUAAAUUGAAUAAUCCAGAUUGUUAUAUUUUCUCUGUUAUAAUAUUGCUUCACUGUACACACACCUGGCAGCUUAAAAGUCUUCAAUUUCGGCAACUUCAGUUAGCUGCUUUUGAGGUUGAUCUAUUCUGAUGAGCGAUUUAUAGUGUGGAACAAUUUAAAUUGUUUGUCAAUUGGGCUGCGACUCAUUAUUAUCACUAUAAGUAUAUGAUCUUUUUUUUCACUAUGGGAUGGCACAUACAUUUCUACAAAGUAUGUUUAGAUUAGUGGCGUUUUUUCGUUAAUUUUUUUUGUUAUAACAGGUGAUAUUUAAAAAGGCAACUUCAAGAAAAGGUCAUUAUGAGUGGCGAAUUUCUAAUAUGUAUAUGUAUCAACACCAUUUUCCAUAGAAAGUGGAUAGUUGGCUCAGAAUCAAAUUGUAUGCCAUCUUAAUGGGCCUUGACAUGGACGUUAAAUAUAGAACUGUUUUUUUAUGGAAAUUUAGCUUUAACCUUAAAUAUUCGACGAUUCUUCAUUUAUGGUUGGGCGCUAUUGCGUUUAUACAAUCUAUAAAUAUUAUUAUACAUAUUAAUUUUUUCAGUUAUUAUGAAUUACUGCAGGCUAUAUAAUAUUGCAUUGAUUUUUCCAUAUUUUCUUUGAUUAAUUUCUUUCUUGGUUAUUUCUUUUUUCUUCAGUUCACAUGUCUAGGAAUGAUUGUAUUUUUUACAUGUGAAAGCGUUAUCCAAUUUAUCUGGGCAAGUACUUUUCUUGUAUGAUGUAAAAUUGUUUCACAAAGCGUUUUAAACAAAGAAUAAUCAACUAUUAAAAAUGUAUAUACAAUGAUAUUCAUGUUGAAGUAGACAUAGGAAUUUCCUACAAUAUUCAAAUUAAUAAUUAAUAUGACAGCCAGAUCUUUAUUUAUUUCAAGAAGUUGUUUUGGUUGCUUAACAUUAGGCGUCCUUCAGAAGACUUUAUCAUUUGAAAGUAGACCUAGGAAAUCCCUAUGUCUACUACUACAUGAAUAUCACUGUAUGCAUAUAUACAUUACUAAAUUACUUUAAUUCAAUACAAAGCGUUAAUUUUUCAUACAUAAAUGCUAAAAUAAAUAGUAUGCUCAAUUUAAUUUUUUCAGUAACGUUUAAAUUAAGACAUAAUAAGCAACUACUUUUCGUUUUAGCUCAGGAAGUAUUCUUUGACAGCCAGUAACCAACUGGCUUGUGCAACUUUUUUGUUUGAACAAUAAAUAAUGAUUUGUUUAAUAAUUUAGCAAUGGACCAAUCAGAACUCAGUUUUGGGGAUACUUAAGAAUUUAUAAAUAAAUCUGGAUUACUCAAUUUCGCACAUAACUUGAUUAUAGUGAAACAUGCAACUUCUUAACACCACUAGUACAUGAUUUUUUCAAUGGUAUUUUCAUUGUUAGUGAUUUAGUGUUAGCUCAUGAUCUAUGAUAUGCCUUUAUGAGGUCAUGAGAUGUUUUUGAGAAUGAGAAUCCUGUACUUGUAAAAAUUUGUUACGUUUAUACAUAGUUUAUAAAUAUUUCAGGAUUUCAUUCUAGGUUAUACUAUAUUUGCUAAAUUUGCAUUUCCGUUGUGCUCAUUGUUUUUUAUUAAAGUAUCAGUAUUUUUGUAUCUAUAAAUUUACGCAAUAUUUAUAGUGUAUAUAAUAUAUGUAUUGACAGUUAUAUAGUACUAUACAGAAAUGCUAUUUGGGCAGCAAAAUUUAGUUGCAAAGUGCAUCCGACUGCCAAGUGUGCCAAUAAUAAAAUUGUCUAACGUUGCCUUACUGUGUAUAUAAGAAAUCGUAUAGUACUUAAUUAUAUUUACACAUAAGAAAAUUGUAAUGAAAAUUUUACUCUUCCUCUUCUUCGGAAGUAGAGUAGUUGAUACCAUUCUUAAUUUUCCUAUUGUAUUCAUAAUACUUUGUACCUUUGGAAGUUACCACUUUUUAAAUAUUAUUAAUGUACUUUACAGUACCUUACCCUUGUAAUAAUUUGUAUACUAUUCCUAAUAAUUAAAAAUUAAAUGUGCACGUUCAUUAAUAAUAUAGACAAUUUCACAAUAUUAUUUUUUAACAAAAUGUUCAACUUUCAUAAAGAUUGUGUGUUGACUCAAAUGUAUCACCUUCAAUUCUUUUAAACGCAACUUACAAAUAGGAAUGGUCUGAUUCUGUAGUACAAUCAUGCUCAGUAUUCAUGCAUUUUGCAUAUAAGGGAAUUCUAGUCAUUUAAAAAAUAAUUUCCUAAGUUUUUAAACUUAAAAGCUUGUAGUUCAAAAGAAAUUCUUCUGUAUGAAAGUAUGUCUUAAUUGUUUAUUACUUGUAAUGUGUUUCGUUAAUUCACUUGUUACAACCUCUUACCAAAGUAAUUAGAUUAGUAUUCUUCCUGUACUUUUGUUUCGACAAUUUACCUUGACAUAGUAUUUUAUAAUUAGUAUUAGCCAUCGAAUAUAUUUUUAUUCAGCAAUAGAAGUAAGAUACAUUUAAGUUCCUCGUAUUUAUGAAUUAAGAAUAUUGUACUAUUGUUUUAUUUAUAUUACUUUAUUUCUGGUUAAUAAAUUCGUUUCAUUAUGU
Molecule: messenger RNA, 4053 nt
Organism: Photinus pyralis (common eastern firefly)
Lineage: Eukaryota; Metazoa; Arthropoda; Insecta; Coleoptera; Lampyridae
Product: XK-related protein 4-like
Biological process (GO): phosphatidylserine exposure on apoptotic cell surface; engulfment of apoptotic cell; apoptotic process involved in development
Cellular component (GO): plasma membrane
Source: RefSeq, a predicted model, not a curated record